This is a messenger RNA of Symbiodinium necroappetens, 3792 nucleotides long. NCBI's taxonomy places the organism in Eukaryota, Dinophyceae, Suessiales, Symbiodiniaceae. The record is from the annotation of a GenBank genome assembly.
AUGUGUUGCUCAUUUUUGUGGCCUUGGGAGGCGGCGGCAGAUCUCCGCCGCACCGCUCGCAAUGGCCAGACAGCGCUGCAGGCAGCGCAAGCACGAGGGCAGGAUGCCGUCCUUGAGGUCUUUGCCGCGUGGGAGGCAUCGCAGUCUGUCCCUGACGCAAGCAGCCCGGAGGAGCAGCGAAAGAAGCGCAGGUCGGAGGAGAUGCAAAUCGGCAGAGCAGUUAGCAUAGCGACGCAGCUCAGCGACCACGAGGAGGGACAAGAGCCGCCCAGCAUCAGCUACCUGGACAAUGUCUUGAGAUACGAGUUCCGCCGCGGGGGCCCUGGGGAAGAUGCUCGAGCAGGCACCUCCAUCUGGAACGAGUCUGAGACCAGCAGAGGCUUGCUUCGCUCUCAAUCUUGGCGUUCACUUGCCGCUGCAGAGGCGGAGGAGGGUACGCCCACGGUCUGGACGGCCGAGGGCUUAGAGAAGCAGACCGAGUGGUCGCAAGAGUGGGACAAAGGGCCUAUCCAAGAGUUCUGUGAGAACUUGGCGAACAAACGGUCGUGGACGGGCACAUAUGUCUUCUUUACGGCUUAUGCAUUGUUCGCCAUCGACAUCGACGCGAUGGCAGGUGACAAGUCGUCGCGGAUAGGCGUGGCCAUUGUUACUACGCUGGUUGCCAUCGCCUUCCUUUUCGAGCUUGUAGUGCAUUGCAUCGGGAAGAAGGGGUACAUGACCAGCGCUUUCUUCAUGUUGGAUCUUGUUGCUUUCAUCUCCCUCAUACCAGAUACCAUCCUCAUGCAACUGGCUACGGAUGGCAGUGCAUUCGUCGCGGGCCGCUCUAGCAGGCUUACCAGGAUGUUGCGCCUUUUCGGGCGCUCUGCACGAGCUGCGCGGCUCAACCGCUUCGGCCGCAUCGCGAGGAUUGCCGCUUUUAUGCCCAAGAUCCAGGAGCUUUCGCGCUUCUGGGGUCACAAGGUGGAAGACGACGAUGCCGCGCGAGUUCUGGAAAAGAAGCUCUACCGAGUCUUCUGCUUCCUUGAUGAGGACAUGGACAGUUGGGUGGCAAAGUCUGCGCUGGACACCUGCAAAGACAAACUGUUCCAGAUGGCACACCUUGAGAAGAAGAAGAGCGAGUGGGGUUCCAAGCUUCGCAUGCUUGCUGCCACUACGACUUUCACAAGUUCGAAGGCUCGCAAGGACGACCCGCAUAGCUCCGCCAGUAACACCACCGGCUUGGAUUCGCAGACACCUGCCGACCUAGCGAGCUCUUUCGCCUCAAGGCCACCAUCGCCAAGGAGCUUGGCAAAGAAGGAUGGUGCUGUCAUCGGCUCGCAGACGAUGGCACGUGCUAGCGACAACAAGCCCUAUCAAGACCAAGUUGAUUAUCCGGAGUUCCGGGAUGCGAUCAUGAGCGAGCCUCCUUUGGUUCAGUGGCUGAAAAACGCCGUGAUCCGCCAACUGAAGCGCGGCAACAACAUGCAGGCAGUGCGGCAACGCAACGCUGAAUACAUCGGGGUCAAGGUGGCGAUGGCCAUACUGUUUAUAAUUGCUAUCCUGAGCUACGUGGAGCCGCUGAUGGAGGACACCUCCCUCAACUACGGCUUCGUUUCGAUGAACUCCUUCGUUGGCCUCACUACCGGCAGCCCUGCCGUGAACACGACCAUACCGGACGUCAUUCGCAGGCAAGUGGCCACGUGGACGCUUCAUGAAGGCUGGGCGCGUCCAGAGCGGCCUCUUCUGUACUUGGAUCUGCAGAGGAAAGUCUACUGCAACUCCUUGGUGGGUUCAAACGAACGGCGCUGUGAUGCGCCGUUGAGUGAAGCCCUCGUGUGGGGACAGACGAAGAGGCUUGAUGAGGUGGACGUCGAUGUCAUAUCUUCAGAAUACCGACAGAUGGAUCUGCUGUUGAUGCGAUAUCCGGACUUUGACAACCAGGAUAUCACCGCAGAGGACCUCGAGGAGAGGACGGAAGCCGUGGCACUGUUUCUGAAUCGCGCGGAUACCGUUGCCACAGCUCGAGAUUCCAUUAUCACAACAUGGGUGGUCCUUUUCCUCAUCGUCAUCGGCAUCAGCCUCCUCACGCGGGAUCUUACGUACUUGUCCAAGAACCUCUUAAAGCCGCUUGUGGAGCUGGCCGAUGAAGUGGAAAGCAUCACUCGGCUGCAACUUGCUGCGACCAAUUCAGCCACUACGCAUAGCCUGGAGUUGGCCCAGAACGUCUCCAGCGAGAUCAGGUUGCUCCGCCGACGGUUCGACAGCAUGAAGACGGCCAUCCGCUCCUGGGGCAAGUACGUCCCCUGGCCUGUGGUGCAGCUGAUGAUGCGAAAAGAUGCCGAAGCUAACAUCGAAGUCUCCGAGCGUAAGGUGACCAUGUUCUUCUCAGACAUCGCAAGUUUCACCACCAUCGUCGAAAGCCUGCCGCCAAAGAGCUCGCUCCUCCUGCUGAGCCGAUACUUUCAGGAAAUGUCCAAGAUCGUGGACGCCCAUGGAGGCAUCGUCGUAGAGUUCAUCGGCGAUGCGAUACUUUGCAUCUACGGAGCACCCGUCGUCAACGACAGCCACGCCACCGUCGCAGUGAAAGCUGCAGUGGAGAUGCUGCACGCCGUCGGCAGCAUCAACGCAUGGCUGGAUCGACGGGAGCUGCCCAGGAUCUCCAUCCGGUGUGGAGUUCACACUGGCAAAGUGCUCGUUGGCAACAUGGGCAUGCAAUCGCGGAUCAAGUACGGCAUUGUGGGUGAUGAGUGCAGCAUGCCGGGGCGGCUGGAAGAGCUCAACAAGACUUAUGGCACGCAGUUGCUGGUCUCUGAGACGACACACACGGACUUGGAUAUCGAAGGCUUUGUGUCACGCCCCAUAGACUUUAUCCGGCGGUCUGCGGAUGCUGAAGAGAGCGAGCAGAUCUUCGAAGUCUGGAAAGCUAACCGUCGUCCCUCCAAGGCCUCUCUCGAGGAAAAAGCAGCUGACCUCUAUACAGAGAAGACGCCAACUUGCGCGGCCACGGCUCAAGCAGAGUGUCCAAAGUCCAAAGUCGUGCGAGUGAAGCCUUUGCAUAGCAAACGCAUCCGCCGAAUAAUGGCAGUCAAUGAGGCAGUGCACGAGAUCUUUCUCCCCUUGGAAGAGGAGGUUUGUGAUACAUCGGCGACGGUGUUCCUCUCCAUUCUCUGCUUCUUUGGCCUGGCUGUGAGCUUCUUCGGAUAUCGGAUUUACAAGGUGGCCUUUGCGUUCUUCGCCUUCCUGGUGGGCUUCGGCUUAGAGGCACUGGUAGGAUCGCACUGGAUCAGCGAAAUGCCAGAAGAGGCCACAACGGUGAAGAAGGUGACGGUGCUCGUAUGCUGCGUGCUAUGGGGAACGGUAGCAGCAGUGCUCGCGCGAAGGUGCCGGGAGGGCAUCGAAAAGAUGCUGGGCAUCGUGUUUGGCAUAUUUCUGGGCCUGGCUGCCACAUGCCUCCUCGUGUAUGCCCUACAGAAGCCUCUGGAUUCUGCACUUGGUGAUGCCUACAAGGGCUGGGAGCAAUUUGGAGGCGUCACACUCGGUGUCCCACUCGCCUUGCUAGCAGGAUACCUCUGCAGAACCUGGGUGAAGCACUUAAUCAUGAUUGUCACCGCCUUCUUCGGGUCUUGGGCUGCCUGGCGGUGCGCCUCGAGCUUGCUCAGAUGUGCGGAGGUGGAAUCCCAUGUGCUAAGUCGACACGUCAUCAACCUGCUUAUUGUCAUUGGCCUGGGUGUCCUUGGCCUCGUCGCUCAGAUCUUGUGGCAACCUCGUGGGGAACGCAAGGUGCAGGAGCGGACGGUGGCGGGAGGCGUGUGA